AUGCUCCGCGACGAGCUUCUACGAUCUAAGAACGAUGAGAUCGCAAACUGUUUGUCGCGCAGAAAGCGCAAGCUCAGCGCAUUAUAUCUAGCCACGGUCGGGUUUGGCGCGACCGAGGACGCUCAUUACCGUCAGAAAGAGCAGGCUUUCCUUGACGCCAACGAUCUCACCAAGGGGCGUUACUUUAAUGAAGCUACUCUUCCGCCGCCAGCCCAUGUGCGCGUGCGUUCACCAACUAGAGAAGCGGUUCCCCAGGCAACAGCGACUGGCAUCGACGACAAAGCCGUCGGUAUCAGCUCGCCCUCAACUGCCCUCGUCGAUGGAGGCCUUCCGCAUGCGACCGAGCUCGGACAGCGCGCAUCACCCGUUCUAGACCAACCUGAGACUGCGAUACCUAAUAUUUCACCUACCCCGGUCGAUCCGACCGGAUCACGUCGGCCAUCCGUGCCAACCAAUACCACAAAGCCGCUGCAUGAUCCUACUCCAUUGCAGACCACCGCCGAAUCACCCGAAGCAGUGCGCGCCGACGAGAAAGACAGUGUACUGGUUCCAAAAACACUGCCUGGUGCUCACGAUCGCGAUGGAGAUUUGGCAAAGCUCUCCCCUCGCCUGUCGAAGUCAACUACCACCGGAGUCGCAUCACUGGAGAUCCCUUCCGACCCUCUCCGAAAGAAACGCGACGCACGACCAUCUCUUACGUUAGGGCUUUCUCAAGGCGAACAACCACUAUCGCCCGCUUCUUCAACCGACCCCUAUAAUACUAAUACACCUAUUCCUGUUGGCGCAUCACCCGAUACAAGCCCCGCAGAGGAAGUGACGGAGGAUGUUGCGACAAUCGAUCGCCAAAAACAUAAGCAUGACCGGUCUGGCCGUCCUCAGCCAAGCUUGAUUCCUUCGACAGCAGACGAGCAGUUGCGCUUCGAAGAAGCUCAGUCAAGAAUAACUCAGCCCUCUAAUGGCGUGACCCAUGAUUUGCCCACUUCGAAGGAGGUAAUUCAGGAGGACGUGGACGUUGAAGCCGACGCAGAUCGAAUGGUUGUCGAUCAGGAACCUACCGCUGUGUCUCCUGAAGCCAAAUCGCGGCAAGCAGCUGACGCUCCGGCCAGAGACUCGUUGUCACCGUCCGCACGUGUUGAAGCUGUCCCAGACUCUGCUGUUGAAACUGCCACGACUAGAAAGUCCGUCUCUAUCCCGCCUACCCAGCCCGGAUUGUCACAACCGGAACGCAUGACCACACGAGUAUCAUCAGGAGCUAUCCGCCACAAGUCUGUUUCUGAGAUCCUUGGGGAGACCCCUAAGAGUGUCAAUCAUGACAGGAGCCACCCUGCUACUCCCUCUGACCAGGCCUCUCCUGAUUCCGUCGCAAGAAUGCGCUUCAAGGACCGGAAAGAACGGGAGAAAGAAAGAAGCCGACUUUCUACCGUUGUGUUCCCCAAACAGCCAGCUGCUCAGCAGGAGAAGGCUGACUCCAUGGAAUUGACACCCAGAGACAUGGACGCGGUGGCCAAGCUGAAUGAGGAGCAAGACUAUCUUUUCACUUUGUUCUUGAACCGAGCAUACGCUCCUCCCCGGGGAACGAAUCUCAACACGCUAUUAGCAUCUGCACACAAGACUCUGAGCACGAACAGUCAUCUGCUUGAAUACAAAGAGCAAAUGGAUUGCCGAACACUUCGGCGCAUCUACGCCCUUCAGAAUGCUAACCGAUGGCCACUGCGACAACUGAAACGGUCUGUUGAACCACCCCGUCAAGGGUCGCAUUGGGAUGUUGUGUUAGAUCAUAUGAAGUGGAUGCGCACCGACUUCCGGGAGGAGAGAAAAUGGAAGAUUGCUGCUGCGAAGAGCUGUGCCGAUUGGUGCGCAGAGUAUGUCAACAGUGAUGAAGAACAUCGGGCUUUGCUUCGUGUUCAAGUAAAGAUUCCAAUGUCAACUCCGGCAGAGAAGGAUGCCCCCAAGCCGGUCCUCAGCCCACCCUCCGAGGACAACGGCGACGAAGUGUUCGGUGUCUCCCAUCCCACCCCGGAUCUCGUUCCAUCUGCCGAGGAGGAAUCGGUCAGCGAGUUCAACGAUGAGCCCCGACACGACAUCCAUGACACAGUCGCCCCUGCUGCUAUCUUCUCCCUGGGUCCUGAUGAGUUUAACUUCUCAAUUGACAUGAACCCCGCUGCCGAGAAGCUGCUCGACGAACUGCCGAUAUACAGUCCUCUUCAGAUUGCUCCGGCGACCAAUUUGCCUGCUUUCAAAACUCCCCCGGACUCUGUCUGGAAGACGGAACUCCUACCGGUGUCAAAGUUCGCCUCAGCGAAGAUUAGCUUCCGUGAUGACGAGCCGCCUCGCAAACAGAGUCGAUACGAUUACUCCCAGUAUCGCAAUAAUUCGGAUACUCACAUCACCGAGUUGGCACCUGAGCAGACUAACGUUGCCCUCUUUCGACCAGAGAAUAAGCCUAUUCGUGAUCGAAUCCACCCCGGCCAUCAGUUCCGGCCUCCGACUGAACACCCCAUGCCGUCUGUUGGUUUCUUCGAAUCACGCUCGUCCUCGCAGUGGACUUAUGCCGAGGAUGACGAACUUAGACGCCUGGUCAAGGAGUACUCUUACAAUUGGUCUCUAAUCUCCAGUUGCCUUACCCCUUCAUCACUUUUCACUUCCGGGGCCGAGAGACGGACGCCAUGGGAGUGCUUUGAGCGAUGGGUGGGGCUGGAAGGUCUUCCUGCGGAUAUGUCCAAAACUCAAUAUUUCCGAGCUUAUCACCAGAGGCUUGAGACUGCCCAGCGUACUGUGUUGGCACAGCAGCAGGCCGCUCAGCAGCAGCAGCAGCAACAACAGCAACAGCAAGGUGCUAACGCUCAGCCUCAGCCCCCUGUUCGUCGGAGGACCACUCAGCCUCUUCGGGUUGACCGAAGACGAUCUUCGAAACAUCUUGCUUUGCUUGACGCGAUGCGCAAGCUGGCCAAGAAACGGGAAACUAUGCUUCAGAAACAGCAGCAUGCUUCUCAUCUUGCAUCAUUGCGAAAAGCCAAUGAGGCUAACCAACCCAAGCCUCCAAUCUCAUCUCCUGCUGAAUUCAGUCGACUGAAGUAUGACAGAGAGAUGAAGCUGCAGGAAAGACAGGAGCAGUAUCGGCAGCAAAUGAUUGCGCAGCAACGAGCAAGUCUCGCGGCUCAACGUUCUGGCCAAGUGCCUAACCAGCCGCAAAUGAUGAACGUGGCCGGGCGCAGCAACAUGGGCCCCACGUCUAAUCCUAGCCUGCCGGGUGGAACCCCUAAUGGAAUGAGCAAUGGGCUGCCUCCCAAUGCUGGCGCAACCCAAGGUCGUGCCCUUCCAAUGCAGAAUAUGCCUAAUGGUGCACAACCCAAUGGCCAAAUGCCCAAUGGCAUGACCAUGAAAAUAAUGCCACAAGCUCAAUUGCAGCAAACACCAGGUACACGCCCAGGUCUAGCGAUGCAAGCCUCCCCCGACAACGCACGCGUCAUUCGAGAAGCCAAUCGCCUGCAGGAGCAGCAGCGUGUUCUCCAGUCUCGGCAACAACAUCCCCAGCAAGGCCAGCAAGGCCAGCAAUUCCAUAACCAGCCGUUCGGGUCGCAGGGAUCGCCGAAUCUCAACAUGUCCAAUGCCAAUGGCACUCCUAAUAACCCCGCUUUGAUGGCUGCCCUCCAAAAUGGGGGAAUGCAGAGCCCGUCGUUCCACGCUGGGACCCCGCAAGGCGUGUCAACUCCGUCGCCACGUAUGGGCCAACCCAAUCCCCUUUCGAGCGGUGUUGUGCCUCAAAUCAGCACUAUUCAGAGCCAGAUACAGCGCACCAAUCCCAAUAUGCCACCGGAGCAAGUGACCAAGCUGGCGACGGACCGACUCAACCUAUACCAGCAACAGCAACAGCAGCGCUUGUCCCAACAAGCUGCAAUGAAUGCUGCUGCUGGUAGCAUCAACGCAAAUGCCGUCCAGGCUAAUUACCAGGUUCCCCAUGAGGCCAGUUUCCAGACUCCGAACGGGGGGUCUUCAAUGCAGGUUCCUCAAAACCAAGGGUUUUCCCCAAUGAUGCGGGUCCCUCAGGCUGGACAGCAUAACCGCGUCGGUCCGACUAGUUCUCCUGCCCUGAAUGGUGCUGUGGUCCAACCCAGCCGCAGUGCUACUCCUCAAACCCAACGCAGCGGCAGUUCCCAAGCUGGCGCCGCUCAAGGCUCUAGCAAGAGUCCUCAUGCCCCGGCAGCCCAGACAGCGAGCAGUUAA
Molecule: messenger RNA, 4224 nt
Organism: Penicillium bovifimosum
Lineage: Eukaryota; Fungi; Ascomycota; Eurotiomycetes; Eurotiales; Aspergillaceae
Gene: eaf1
Product: MYB and HSA domain protein
Exons: 5
Coding region: 1-4224 (1407 amino acids)
Source: RefSeq, a predicted model, not a curated record